UUAAAAAACCAUUCGAGGGCUACAACAGCUCUAGUCAUUCCCCACAGGAGAAUUCCAAAGGAAUCAUAAUGAAGUUCCAGGUUUGCCUCUUAGUGAUAGCUUGUACAGUUUUCAGUGCUCAAUCCAGUUCAAUCCUAAUGUACAUGCCGGCUGGAUCCAAGAGCCAUUGGAACGCUUGGAGGCCUCUGGCCGUGGCCUUGGCCAAGCGUGGCCACUCACUCACCGUGUUCACUCCCAACAAGGAUCCCGUGUUUGAUGGGAUGAAAAACGUGGAUCUGCAUGUCACCGGGCUGGCAUUGGAUUCUAUCAUGAGCUCAAAGGAAAUCUUCGAGGGGAAACUUUAUUUUGACAUUCAAAAGCUCAUGUCGUUUCUGCUUGAGACCCAAAACACGACCUUUCAUCAUCCAGGUUUCCAAAAGAUUUACAACGAGAAGCCAAAGUUUGAUUUGGCCAUUGUCCACGUUUUCAAUCUGGACUUUGGUUUCUAUUUCGCCAAAGAAGUGCUCAACACGCCUAGCAUGAUCCUCUUUCCGGGGUCUAGAUUCCCUUGGGCGGAUUUCUUUAUGGGAAAUCCAUUGGAUCCUUCCUAUAUUCCAUUUGAAUCCUUACCAUAUUCGCAAGAGAUGUCCUUCUUCCAACGAGUGAUCAAUUUCGCGGCCACUCAUGCCUUUGCCAGAACUUCGUGGUACCUUUUUCCAAAAUUGGAAAACCACGCUCAACAGCUAACCAAUGGCGAGUAUCAGGUGGACCUGAACAAGGCCGCAAUGGACAUGGAUUUCUGCCUGGCCAAUGGACACCCAAUAUUUGAUGGAGUUCGACCAAUCAAUCCGAAUAUGGAGUUUGUGGGUGGACUUCAUCUCAAUGAUCCCAAACCCUUACCCAAAGACAUCAAAGAAUGGAUUGAUGGAGCUAAAGAUGGAGUCAUUUACGCGGCAUUUGGAUCGAUCCUAUCUGGGAGCCAAAUGCCCGAAAGGAUUCGACAAAUGUUCAUCAACGUGUUUUCCUCCUUGAAACAACGCGUGAUUUUCAAAUGGGAAACGGAAGAGAUGGAAGGAAAACCCGAAAAUGUACUCUUGAAGAAGUGGUGUCCACAACAAGAUAUCUUGGCCCAUCCCAAUGUGAAACUUUUCAUCACCCAUGGAGGAUUACUUGGCACUGAAGAGUCAUUAAGAAGUCAUGUUCCAAUGCUUUGCAUCCCGGGAUUCGCCGAUCAACCAGGAAAUGCCAACAUUGCUGAGAGGCUGGGCUAUGGUUUGAAACUGGAUUGGGCCACCCUGACCGAGGAAGACUUACGACAAUCGAUAACGGCUCUGUUGACUGAUCCAAAGUUCAAAGACAAUGCUCGACAUUAUGGACAACUCUUCACUGACAAUAUAGUACCACCAAUUGAGAAAGCGGUUUAUCACGUGGAGCAUUUGAUUCGCCAUAAAGGUGCCCAACAUUUAAAACCAGCACAUCUUCAUCUCAAUUGGUUGCAAUAUCAUUCAGUGGAUGUGGUGGCCUUUCUUACUAUGCUCCCAAUUGUUAUUUUCACGAUCUUUUUCAAGCUCACUGUUGCAUGCUGUUCCUUUAAAAGUCAGAAGGUAAAGCAACUUCUAUUAAUCAUGAUGAAGAAUCAACUAAUCACAUUGGUGUUUUUGGGUGUCAUCCUUGGCACUCAUGCAGGUUCCAUCUUCAUGUACAUGUCAAUUGGGUCUAAGAGUCAUUGGAACGUCUGGCGACCUUUGGCCCUGGCCUUGGCCAAGAGGGGUCAUACGCUAACCAUAUUUGCUCCCAAUAAGGACCCAAAGUUUGAUGGCAUGCCGAAUGUGGAACUUCAUACCACAGGACUUUCAAUGGAUUCAAUUCUCAAUUCGGAGGCGAUCUUCGAAGGAAAAGCUUCUCUGAACUUCAACGAUUUUUUACAAUUCCAAUUGGAAUCUCAAAACACGACGUUUCAUCAUCCAGGUUUCCAAAAGAUUUACAACGAGAAGCCAAAAUUCGACUUGGCCAUUGUUCAUGUGUUCAAUAUUGACUUUGGUUUCUAUUUCGCCAAAGAAGUGCUCAACACGCCUAGUAUGAUCCUCUUCCCUGGAUCCCGAUUCAAAUGGGCGGAAUAUUUCAUGGGAAAUCCACUGGAUCCUUCCUAUAUUCCCAUAGAGUUUUCAACUUAUUCGCAAGACAUGACCUUCUUCCAAAGAGUCAUGAACUUUGUGGGCACGCAGGCCUUUGCCAGAUCCAGUUGGUAUGUUUUUCCAAAGCUUGAAAAACAGGCCCAGGAGCUGACCAAUGGUAAAUAUCAAGUGGACAUAAGUAAAGCUGCCAUGGAUAUGGAUUAUUGCUUGACCAAUGGUCAUCCAAUUUUCGAUGGAGUUCGACCAACCAAUCCGAAUAUGGAGGUUGUGGGAGGGCUUCAUCUCAAUGAUCCCAAACCCUUACCCAAAGACAUCAAGGAGUGGAUUGAUGGAGCCAAAGACGGAGUCAUUUAUGUGUCCUUUGGAUCGGUCUUGUCAGGCAGCAAAAUGCCAGAGCGGAUUCGACAAAUGUUCAUCAACGUGUUUUCCUCCUUGAAACAACGCGUGAUUUUCAAAUGGGAAACGGAAGAGAUGGAAGGAAAACCCGAAAAUGUGCUCUUGAAGAACUGGUGUCCGCAACAAGAUAUCUUGGCCCAUCCCAAUGUGAAACUCUUCAUCACCCAUGGAGGAUUACUUGGCACUGAAGAGUCAUUAAGAAGUCAUGUUCCAAUGCUUUACAUCCCGGGAUUCGCCGAUCAACCAGGAAAUGCCAACGUUGCUGAGAGGCUGGGCUAUGGUUUGAAACUGGAUUGGGCCACCCUGACCGAGGAAGACUUACGACAAUCGAUAACGGCUCUGUUGACUGAUCCAAAGUUCAAAGACAAUGCUCGACAUUAUGGACAACUCUUCACUGACAAUAUAGUACCACCAAUUGAGAAAGCGGUUUAUCACGUGGAGCAUUUGAUUCGCCAUAAAGGUGCCCAACAUUUAAAACCAGCACAUCUUCAUCUCAAUUGGUUGCAAUAUCAUUCAGUGGAUGUGGUGGCCUUCCUUAUUAUGGUCCCAAUUGUUAUUUUCACGAUCUUUUUCAAGCUCAUUGUUGCAUGUUGUUGCUCAAAAAGGCAAAAAAUCAAGCUUUCGUAAUAAAUUGGAUAUAUGUAACGUUAGAUUGUUGGGAAAAAUAAAUCUUCAACGUUGUUCUUUUAA
Messenger RNA from Tigriopus californicus, 3200 nucleotides. RefSeq lists its product as uncharacterized. The coding region runs from base 69 to 3137 and encodes 1022 amino acids. The record is from RefSeq and is a predicted model, not a curated record. Gene Ontology annotation, molecular function: UDP-glycosyltransferase activity. NCBI's taxonomy places the organism in Eukaryota, Metazoa, Arthropoda, Copepoda, Harpacticoida, Harpacticidae. The transcript has 8 exons.